AUGGCCGCUGCGGCCACCCCCCGCAGCCUCCUUGUUCUCCUGCAGGUGCUCGGACUCGCCCUGGCACAGAUCAGAGGUCCGCCGGGGCAGCCGGGCCCCCCGGGCCCCCCGGGCCCGCCGGGAGUGCCUGGAUCCGACGGCAUCGACGGUGACAAGGGGCCCCCUGGAAAACCUGGCCCUCUGGGACCCAAGGGGGAGCCUGGCAAACCCGGGCCAGAUGGGCCAGAUGGGAAGCCUGGGAUUGAUGGUUUAACUGGAGCCAAGGGGGAGCCUGGCCCCCUGGGGAUUCCUGGAGUUAAGGGCCAGCCUGGGCUCCCAGGUCCCCCUGGCCUGCCAGGCCCCGGCUUCACUGGACCUCCUGGACCACCUGGACCUGUUGGCCUCCCUGGUGUGAUUGGUAUCCCAGGCCCCAAGGGGGAUCCUGGACCAGAGGGACCAGAAGGACCUCCAGGGCCCCCUGGCAAACCGGGCCGCCCAGGAACUAUCCAGGGCCUCGAAGGCAGCGCGGAUUUCCUGUGCCCAACCAACUGUCCAGCGGGUGUGAAAGGCCCCCCAGGGCUGCAGGGAGUGAAGGGGCAUCCAGGCAAACGCGGAGUUCUGGGCGAUCCUGGCCGCCAGGGGAAGCCAGGUCCCAAGGGAGAUGUGGGUGCCUCUGGAGAGCAAGGCAUCCCUGGACCACCGGGUCCCCAGGGCAUCAGGGGCUACCCAGGCAUGGCAGGAGCUAAGGGAGAGAUGGGUCCUCGCGGGUACAAAGGUAUGGAGGGCCCCAUUGGCGCCGCCGGGUCCCCGGGUGAGGAGGGGCCACGGGGGCCCCCAGGCCGAGCUGGGGAGAAGGGUGAUGUGGGCAGCCAAGGUGUUCGAGGACCCCAGGGACUAACAGGCCCGAAAGGAGUGACCGGCCCCCCAGGCAUCGAUGGCAAGGAUGGGACCCCAGGCACACCUGGCAUGAAGGGCAGUGCAGGACAGGCGGGGCGGCCAGGAAACCCAGGUCACCAGGGUCUAGCGGGUGUGCCAGGCCAGCCCGGGACAAAAGGGGCCCCUGGAGACAAGGGUGAGCCAGGCCAGCAGGGCCUCCCCGGAUUCUCUGGUCCUCCUGGGAAAGAGGGAGAGCCAGGGCCUCGAGGAGAAAUUGGUCCCCGGGGCAUCAUGGGGCAGAAGGGUGACCAGGGUGAGAGGGGGCCAGUGGGGCGGCCAGGUCCUCAAGGUCGACAGGGCCCCAAAGGAGACCAGGGGUCCCCCGGAAUUCCAGGGCCCCAAGGCUUGCCAGGCAUCAAAGGGGACAAGGGUUCCCCGGGGAAGACCGGGCCCCGCGGCGGAGUGGGCGAUCCGGGUGUCGCCGGCCUCCCCGGAGAGAAAGGCGAGAAGGGGGAGUCUGGCGAGCCGGGGCCCAAGGGGCAGCAAGGAGUCCGCGGAGAACCCGGCUACCCUGGGCCCACUGGGGAUGCGGGAGCCCCAGGGCCUCAGGGCUACCCAGGGCUACCCGGCCCUCGAGGACUGGCUGGAAGCAGAGGCAUUCCCGGGCUGCCCGGGAGACAGGGCGUGGCGGGCCGAGAUGCCAGUGACCAGCACAUCGUGGACGUGGUGCUGAAGAUGCUGCAAGAGCAACUGGCAGAGGUGGCUGUGAGUGCCAAGCGGGAAGCCCUGGGUGCAGUCGGAAUGGUGGGCCCUCCAGGGCCCCCAGGACCUCCUGGGUACCCAGGCAAACAGGGACCCCACGGGCACCCUGGCCCUCGGGGAAUUCCUGGCAUCGUGGGGGCCGUGGGUCAGAUCGGCAACACGGGGCCCAAGGGAAAACGUGGAGAGAAAGGUGAUCGGGGAGACGUGGGACGUGGGCACCCCGGGAUGCCUGGGCCACCAGGGAUCCCAGGCCUCCCUGGCCGGCCUGGCCAGGCAAUCAAUGGCAAGGAUGGAGACCGAGGGUCCCCAGGGGCUCCAGGAGAGGCAGGCCACCCUGGCUUGCCAGGCCCCGUGGGGCUGCCUGGCUUCUGUGAGCCUGCGGCCUGCCUUGGAGCCUCAGCCUAUGCCUCUGCCCGCCUUACGGAGCCAGGAUCCAUCAAAGGGCCGUGA
Messenger RNA from Trichechus manatus latirostris (Florida manatee), 2067 nucleotides. RefSeq names its product collagen type IX alpha 2 chain (gene COL9A2). Gene Ontology annotation, biological process: extracellular matrix organization. Gene Ontology annotation, molecular function: extracellular matrix structural constituent conferring tensile strength. The coding region runs from base 1 to 2067 and encodes 688 amino acids. The transcript is spliced from 32 exons. NCBI's taxonomy places the organism in Eukaryota, Metazoa, Chordata, Mammalia, Sirenia, Trichechidae. The record is from RefSeq and is a predicted model, not a curated record.